Molecule: messenger RNA, 6573 nt
Organism: Equus caballus (horse)
Lineage: Eukaryota; Metazoa; Chordata; Mammalia; Perissodactyla; Equidae
Gene: FNIP1
Product: folliculin interacting protein 1
Cellular component (GO): cytoplasm
Molecular function (GO): ATPase inhibitor activity; protein-folding chaperone binding
Source: RefSeq, a predicted model, not a curated record
GCUCAGGUGCCAAUCUUAAACAAACAAAACCCAACAACUCAGAUCACUUUCCCCAUGUACAGAAAAUAUUUCUCCAAUUGAAUAUGGUGCUUUUGGCUCUGAUCUGAUGGUGACCAGUUCUUGGUAUGUUGGGAAAGCUUUUUGCUUGUCUCUUGUAGCCUAAUUUAGCAUUCUUCCCUUUCUCUCUCCCUCCCUUUCUCCUUCUUUUUCUUCCCCCAUCCUUCCCUUCCUUCCCAUAAUACAUCCUUCACCAAACUCAAAAUGUUUUCUGAGACUGGGGGCAGUUUCUGUAAUUCUACAUACAUAGAUUUUGAAACUUGGCUGCCCUCUCUCUCCAUUUCUUGCAAGAGUAUAGGGUGUUAGUAGUUUCUCAGAGCUAAUCUGCAUCAUCUUGCAUAUUUCCAUUUCAGUGAGACAGCAAUGAUGGACAAGGCUCAGGAAAGAAGAGCUAACAUAGUACCAGUUGGCCUUUGCCAGAGUUUGAUCCAAGCCAAAUUCGACUGAUUGUUUAUCAAGACUGUGAAAGACGAGGGAGAAAUGUCUUGUUUGACUCCAGUGUUAAGAGAAAAAAUGAGGACAUAUCAGUAUCGAAACUUUGUAGUGAUGCUCAAGUUAAAGUCUUUGGGAAAUGCUGCCAACUGAAACCUGGAGGAGACAGUUCUUCCUCUUUGGAUAGUUCUAUGACUUCAUCUUCUGAUGUAAAAGACCAGUGUCCUAAGUACCAGGGUUCCCGGUGCUCUUCUGAUGCCAAUAUGCUUGGAGAGAUGAUGUUUGGCUCAGUAGCAAUGAGCUACAAAGGAUCCACCUUAAAAAUUCAUCAGAUCCGUUCCCCUCCACAGCUUAUGCUCAGCAAAGUUUUUACUGCACGGACUGGCAGCAGUAUCUGUGGAAGUCUCAAUACGCUACAAGACAGUCUUGAAUUCAUCAAUCAGGACAACAGUACAUUAAAGGCUGAUAAUAACACAGUUAUUAAUGGACUACUUGGAAAUAUAGGUCUUUCACAGUUCUGCAGCCCCAGGCGGGCAUUCUCUGAACAGGGUCCGCUCCGCCUGAUCAGGAGCGCCUCUUUCUUUGCAGUUCACAGUAACCCAAUGGACAUGCCUGGAAGAGAGCUGAAUGAGGACAGAGACAGUGGCAUAGCACGCUCUGCAUCUCUCAGCAGCUUGCUUAUUACACCGUUUCCCUCACCAAACUCCUCACUUACCCGAAGUUGUGCUAGCAGCUACCAGCGACGCUGGCGACGCAGCCAAACAACAAGUUUAGAGAAUGGGGUAUUUCCUAGAUGGUCUGUAGAAGAAAGCUUUAAUCUGUCAGAUGAAAACUGUGGCCCUAACCCAGGAAUUGUGAGGAAAAAGAAGAUUGCAAUUGGGGUAAUCUUUUCAUUGUCCAAAGAUGAAGAUGAAAAUAACAAAUUUAAUGAAUUCUUUUUUUCACAUUUUCCUCUAUUUGAAAGCCACAUGAACAAAUUAAAGAGUGCAAUAGAACAGGCUAUGAAAAUGAGUCGGAGAUCAGCUGAUGCCAGUCAGAGGAGUUUGGCAUAUAAUCGAAUAGUUGAUGCUUUAAAUGAAUUCAGAACAACGAUUUGUAAUCUUUAUACAAUGCCACGAAUUGGAGAGCCUGUCUGGCUUACAAUGAUGUCGGGGACUCCAGAGAAGAAUCAACUUUGCCAUCGUUUCAUGAAGGAGUUCACUUUUCUAAUGGAGAAUGCUUCCAAAAAUCAAUUCUUGCCAGCACUCAUUACUGCAGUUCUGACCAAUCAUCUUGCCUGGGUUCCAACAGUCAUGCCAAAUGGACAACCACCGAUAAAAAUAUUUUUAGAAAAACAUUCCUCUCAGAGUGUGGACAUGUUGGCAAAGACUCAUCCAUAUAACCCACUUUGGGCGCAACUGGGCGACUUGUAUGGCGCUAUUGGCUCUCCUGUACGAUUAGCAAGGACUGUGGUAGUUGGCAAACGACAAGACAUGGUCCAGAGGCUGCUUUAUUUUCUUACUUAUUUCAUAAGAUGCUCUGAACUUCAGGAAACCCAUCUUUUAGAAAACGGAGAAGAUGAAGCCAUUGUUAUGCCAGGCACAGUAAUUACUACCACGUUAGAGAAAGGUGAAAUAGAAGAAUCUGAGUAUGUGCUUAUCACAAUGCAUAGAAACAAAAGCAGUUUACUCUUUAAAGAAUCAGAAGAAACAAGGACUCCUAACUGUAACUGUAAAUAUUGUAGUCGUCCACUCCUUGGGCAAAAUGUAGAGAAUGUUUCACGACAAGAGAGAGAAGAUAUUCAAAAUAGCUCUAAGGAGCUGCUAGGAAUUUCAGAUGAGUGCCGAAUGAUUUCUCCUUCUGACUGCCAAGAAGAAAAUGCUGUUGAUGUUAAACAGUAUAGAGAUAAAUUAAGAACUUGCCUUGAUACUAAGUUAGAGACAGUUGUUUGCACAGGAUCUGCUCCUGUAGACAAAUGUGCAUUGUCUGAGUCAGGCUUAGAGCCAGCAGAGGAAACAUGGCAGAGUGAGGAAUUGCUGGAUUCAGGUAAUCACACAGGCAAAGUGUUGAGAUCUACAGGAAUGGUUGUGGAAAAAAAACCUCCAGAUAAGCUUGUAACUGCUGCCUUUUCUUGUGAAGGAACCCAGACAAAGGUUACUUUCUUGAUAGGGGAUUCUAUGUCACCUGAUUCAGAUACUGAAGUCCGGAGUCAGGCAGUAGUGGAUCAGAUUACCAGGCAUCACACCAAGCCACUGAAGGAAGAAACAGGGGCUAUUGAUCAGCAUCAAGAAAGUAAACAAACAAGUAAAGACCAUUCUGGAGAGUCUGAUAUACUGAACAUGGUUUCUGGAGAGCCCUGUGAACUUCCCUGUUGGAAUCAUUCAGACCCAGAAAGCAUGAGCUUAUUUGAUGAAUAUUUUAAUGAUGAUUCAAUUGAAACCAGGACUAUUGAUGAUAUUCCAGUUAAAACAAGUACAGACAGUAAAGAACACUGCUGUAUGUUAGAGUUUUCAAAGAGAUUGUGUACAAAAAAUAGCAAACAGAACAAUGAAUUUUGUAAAUGUAUAGAAACAGUUCACCAAGAUUCAUGUAAAACCUGCUUUCCUCAGCAAGACCAAAGAGAUUCACUUUCCAUUCUUGUCCCCCAUGGGGAUAAAGAGGGUUCAGAGAAAAAAAUUGCUGUAGGAACUGAAUGGGACAUUCCAAGAAAUGAAAGUUCAGAUAGUGCCCUUGGGGAUAGUGAAAGUGAAGAUACAGGGCAUGAUAUGACUAGACAAGUAAGCAGUUAUUAUGGAGGAGAACAAGAAGAUUGGGCAGAAGAGGAUGAGAUACCUUUUCCUGGGUCAAAGUUAAUUGAAGUGAGUGCUGUUCAGCCCAACAUCGCCAACUUUGGGAGGUCCCUGUUGGGUGGCUACUGCUCGUCUUAUGUGCCUGACUUUGUUCUUCAAGGAAUUGGGAGUGACGAGAGGCUCCGUCAGUGUCUGGUGUCAGAUUUAUCUCACGCUGUACAGCAUCCAGUGUUGGAUGAACCAAUAGCAGAAGCUGUAUGUAUUAUAGCAGAUAUGGAUAAAUGGACUGUUCAAGUGGCCAGUAGCCAGAGACGAAUGACAGAUAACAAAUUGGGAAAGGAAGUAUUGGUUUCCAGUCUUGUUUCCAACUUGCUUCAUUCCACUCUUCAGCUUUAUAAACAUAACUUGUCUCCAAAUUUUUGUGUGAUGCAUCUUGAAGACCGGUUACAGGAGCUGUACUUCAAGAGCAAAAUGCUGUCUGAGUACCUGAGGGGGCAGAUGCGUGUUCAUGUCAAGGAGCUGGGAGUGGUUCUAGGGAUUGAAUCCAGUGAUCUUCCUCUUCUGGCUGCUGUAGCAAGCACUCACUCUCCAUAUGUUGCUCAGAUACUCCUUUAAGCUAAAGGUUGUUAGAAAUUAACUUCGGUGGAAAGUUAAGUAGAAACCAAGGAAGCAGACACAACAUUCAUUUAUGACAGUUUUUUUCCCUGUUAGACUUCCAUCUGAAUGAGUCAGUCACCUGAGUAUACUGCAUUGCAGUGCAUAUUAUAUGAUCAGUGGAUGACUUUUUCCUUUGGACUGGACUUUUGGGUGGUGGUAGAUUUUUAACCAAGUGAAACUAAAACAGCAUAAAUAAUUCAGUGGGGGAAAGCAUUUGAAAAGGCCAAAGUAUAACUUACAAACUUCUACAAAAUGAAUAACAUUGAAGAAUUUCAUAUGAUCUGUAUGAUGUUGCCACAACCCAUAAGUAGCAACAGAUGUCUCAAGAAAUAGUCAUUUCAUUAGUUUUAAUCCUUUAUUUCUAAGGUACAGAGAUCUAUAAAACCUCAAUUAUUUGUUGUUUUGUUUUUCAAUUCAAAAUAGCUAAUUUCUGGGUAUUUCUCAAAGUAUUUUAAAUAGCCUGUUAAUUAUAAUAAACUCAGAAUAAUAAGUAUAAAUGUAUGUUAUGUUAUCCACCCAAGUGUACAUAUGUAUCUAUUUUUUUUAAAAAAGCAGAGGUAGGAAUACAAGAUUGGUAAACAUGCCUUUUAAAAAAAUAUUUUCAACUAGUAUUAAUUGUAUAUAAUGUUGAAAUGUUACUUUCUGGUGAUUUUUCUGCUUCACACACCCUAAAAUAGAAGUAAAGCCAAUCUUUUUUAAGGCUGAGGAAUGUGGAUUCCCAAAAUAAGAAUACUACUUUAUACCAUUUGUUUGUUUAUAAAUAUAAGCUAAUUCUUAUAAAUGUUAAUAUUUACUUAUUUGCAUCUAAUUUAAUAAAUGAAAAUUAGGAUUAAAAAUUACACCAAAGCAUUGGCAAAAAUAAUACUAUUUUCUUCAAACAUGCUCAGGUAGCUGAGGCCCUUGCUUUCGGUAUCAGCCCUUCUUGACCCAUAGGAACUGAAUAUUUGUUUCACUGCUUCAUAAUAUUCAAUGUACACUAAUAGAACUCAUUAACUCUUAAAAUUAUUCUCUUUUCUCUAAUAGUCCCUCCUUUCCAAAAGCUAAUUUUUUUCAAAGAUUUCCACUUUUCAGUUAUUAUUGUUUUUGUAUAUACUGUAGAGUGUUGCUUGUGAGAGGCUAAUAUGGAACCAAACUCUUGUAAGUAAUGUAAAUAGAAAGACCGGGUAGAUGAAGUUUUCAACAUACUCUACUACCUCAGUUUACUUGAAUACUACAUUAUAGUUUGUUCUUUACUUUUCUGAUCUAAAAUACUUUUAAUGCUAGAAGUGAAGUUGGUUUCUGCUUUCAUGGACUGUUUGCAUCAUAAUUAAUUGAUCAGCUUUUAAAAAAGAAAAUCACUUGCUUAUUCUGUUACUAAAUACAUUUAUUGUAUGAUACAUCUAUUCUUGCUGUUUAAACUUUUAGUAAUUAGGGAAGAUUUCUGUGGUUUGUUUAGUCUUUGACCUUGAAUUUAUGGCAUUGGGUCACAUUUUACCUUGCUCUUUAUGUAGUCAAGAAAUCUCCAACUAGACAAAGAAGAAAUGGUUGUUUUACUGGAAUGUCAACCUGAAAUUGGUGUGCCUGCAAUCAGUUUGGCCCCCGUGUUCUGUCAGCUGGUCCCAGUUAGUACAUGAGUCUCCUGUGGAUGACUUGCUGCCAAAGACUGUUUAUGGAUAUAUUUUCUUUGGCUUAAUUUUCUUAUUCCAUUCAUUAACAGAAUUCUUCUCUCUUUUAUUAUUGUUUGGAAUUCUGUGAAUCAAUGUCUUUGGCAAAAUUCAGAAUAUAGAAAAGUUCAUAUGUAGGCCAGUGUACAUUAUUUUUCGAUUGUAGUUUAGAAUGAUAUGUAGCAGGUAGGUAAUGUCUGUUUUUGCGUGUUUUCUCUUUUGAAUUAUCAAACUCUUCACAGUCCUAUCUAUUUGAAAUCUCUAAUAAAUUAUCAUUUAGGAAAUCUACAAUAAAUUGAGGCUCAUGCUACUGUUAUUCUUAAAAUUAAGCUUUGCUCCGAAGGAAAAGGCCUAUAGUUUCUUAUAGAAUCCUUAAUCCUUAUAGGAUUACUGAGUUUUUUAAUUCCCAAACUUCUGUAAUUUCUACUGCGUUCAUCAUAGUUAUUCUUUCCUUACACAAAGCCCAAGGAAUGAGCUGCUGCUGCUUUAAAGUGUGGUCAUUAUGAUGAAUGUGAAAAGAGUUUCUGGCCUGUUCGAAAUAAUGUUCUUCAACUUUUUAUGGUACAGACACAUAUGUGUUACAAAUGAAAAACACCUGUUUGUUGCAACAGGAAAUGAAAAAGGGAUGUUUUACAUUGUAGAUUUAAAACUAAUUUUUCCUUGUAUAUAAACUAAUUGGUUUGAUUUAAAAUAGUCCUGGCUUUUAUUAAUAUGUCUUAAUUUUGAGUUUGAAAAUGUUAAGUGCAAUAAACAUACUAGCACAGAUUUCAUUAUGUUGCAUUUGGCGUACACUGGGGAUGAUCACUUUAAAAACGACAGAUUUUACACAUUGCCUACUUCUGGUAGAUGUCUUUAUGAGAUUGUUCUGCUUUCUCUAAGUUAUUAGAUGGUGGGAUAUGUAAAAUGUACAUACUUGUUCCUGUCUGUAUACAUUUCUCAAAUGUACACCUGUAUUAUAAUAACCUCCCAAUUCUAGGGGAAAUUUGUGCAAUAAAUACACAUGUCAAUUUGAUGGA